Molecule: messenger RNA, 1270 nt
Organism: Exophiala oligosperma
Lineage: Eukaryota; Fungi; Ascomycota; Eurotiomycetes; Chaetothyriales; Herpotrichiellaceae
Exons: 2
Coding region: 85-1206 (373 amino acids)
Biological process (GO): ketone body biosynthetic process; L-leucine catabolic process
Molecular function (GO): hydroxymethylglutaryl-CoA lyase activity
Source: RefSeq, a predicted model, not a curated record
CUUCACGCCUCCUCGGUUUACUUAUGAUCUACCUCUAGCAUCGUUUUUGGUUAUUGCAAGACACCGCAACUGGAUCCUUGCGAAAUGAACAAGCUCCCUCUUCGUUGUCUUCGCUCUGUGCGGUCGAAUGCUCGCACUUUCAGCACCUCCAGAAGAGUCGCCGCCGAUCAUGUGAGAAUAGUGGAAGUCGGCCCAAGAGAUGGCUUGCAGAAUGAAAAGAAGACAAUAUCUCUGGAUACAAAGCUAGAGCUCAUCAGAAGACUAGCACAGACGGGUGUCACACAUAUGGAAGCCGGUUCGUUUGUACCGGCGAAAUGGGUGCCUCAGAUGGCCUCGACUGCAGAAAUCCUAGAAACUAUCCUAACAAAUCCACCAUCUGCGCCUCAAGGUAUCGCUUAUAAUUACCUCGUCCCCAACAUUCGCGGCUUGGACAACCUCGUCAAGAUAUUCCAGGCGAAAGGCGCAAAGAACCCUACUGGAUACCCUACACCUCCUCCCUCCCCCUCACCCGAACAAUCAGAGGGCCAAACUCCGGAAGCGUCCUCCUCGAGCCCAUCGGACAACUCGACAGAGAUAUCCUUGUUCGCAGCCGCGACCGAAGCCUUUUCACAGAAAAAUACAAACUGCAGCAUCGCGGAAAGCCUGGAAAGAUGCAAGCCAAUUAUGGAACUUGCGAAACAACAUGAUAUCCGUGUGAGAGGCUACGUAUCUGUGGCAUUAGGAUGUCCAUACGAAGGUCCGGACGUCGAUCCACACAAAGUCGCCGAAAUAACAGCCAGUCUACUGGAAAUGGGGUGUGACGAGGUUUCCGUGGCAGACACCACGGGGAUGGGCACUGCCCCGCGAACGCGGAAAUUGCUACAGACUUUGAAAGAGGCGGGUAUACUGGAUGAAGACCUUGCCCUUCACUUUCACGACACGUACGGAAUGGCUCUGGUCAACACGGUCGUUGGACUCGAGCACGGAAUCAGGAUAUUUGACAGUUCUGUUGGAGGACUUGGUGGGUGCCCUUACAGCCCUGGAGCAACUGGCAAUGUGGCGACCGAGGACUUGGUGCAUUUGUUGCACAGCUUGGGCUGCGAGACGGGCAUUGAUAUGGCCAAGAUGGCAGAGAUUGGAGAUUGGAUCACCAAAGAGUUGGGCAAAUCCAACAGCUCGAGGGCAGGGAAAGCCACGUUGAGCAGGUUGAAUAAGUCAUGCUCAUAGUUUUAGAGAAGAAAUCAGUGAGUACUCCGUGUAUAUAUGCCUCUUUUGAUCUCCCUGUACGUAU